This is a messenger RNA of Trichoderma gamsii, 1896 nucleotides long. RefSeq names its product serine/threonine-protein kinase nrc-2. The transcript has 4 exons. The record is from RefSeq and is a predicted model, not a curated record. Gene Ontology annotation, biological process: protein phosphorylation. Lineage: Eukaryota; Fungi; Ascomycota; Sordariomycetes; Hypocreales; Hypocreaceae. Gene Ontology annotation, cellular component: plasma membrane; cytoplasm; nucleus. The coding region runs from base 1 to 1896 and encodes 631 amino acids. Gene Ontology annotation, molecular function: protein serine/threonine kinase activity; ATP binding.
AUGCCCUCAAAGGCCGCCAACGCCUCCGCCGGGGGCCCAGUGAGCAAUCGCCUACGCAGCUUCUUCCGCAUGAACAGCAGCGCGAGCAGUAUCAACGAGAAGGAAAGGGGCAGCAACUCCCUCAGCCUCAGCGGCGUGCCCAUGGGCAAUGGAAACAGCAGUGACUCACAUUCCACCAAAACCUCGCGACACACCAAGCUUUUCAACAGCACCGUCGGCCGCCUCAGGUCGCACACCGUCGCGAGCGAAAACAACAAGUUGGAAGAGGCUAUGAGCCCUACGGCGCUUGCCAACCCUUACUUUGCUCAUCAAGGCCAACCUGGCCUGCGCCACCAUAACGAAGGCUCAGUGCCACCAAGCCCCCCAGAUACACCUACACUCAAGAUCUCAAGCCCAGAUGGCACCGAGGCUGAACAGGCUACAAGCGAAACAAAGGAAGAGCUGGCCCGCAGGUUAAGACGGGUCGCUAGCGCGCCCAAUGCCCAAGGAUUAUUUGCGAAUGCUGGAAACAAGGGCGAUCGCCCAGGCACUGCUGAACUGGGCAAGGAUCCUCUGAUUCAGAAUGCCAAGUCUGGUUCACUUAGCCUUAUCGAUGGCGCGAAACCCGAUUCCCAACAUCCAUUACAAACCGAAGACACGCUCGGUGCCCUGCCUCCUCCACAGACUUCCUUAGCCUUCCGCAGGACAUACAGUUCCAAUUCCAUCAAAGUCCGCGAUGUUGAAGUUAGUCCCUCCAGCUUCGACAAGAUCAAACUUAUCGGUAAGGGUGACGUAGGUAAAGUAUAUUUGGUCAGGGAAAAGAAGAGCAACCGACUCUAUGCCAUGAAAGUCUUGAGCAAGAAAGAGAUGAUCAAGAGAAACAAGAUCAAGCGCGCCCUUGCCGAACAAGAAAUUCUCGCAACGAGCAACCAUCCCUUCAUUGUUACUCUUUACCACUCGUUCCAGUCUGAAGACCAUCUUUAUCUUUGCAUGGAAUACUGUAGCGGUGGAGAAUUCUUCCGAGCGCUUCAGACCCGCCCUGGCAAGUGUAUUCCGGAAGACGACGCCCGUUUCUACGCCGCUGAGGUUACGGCUGCGUUGGAAUACCUCCAUCUCAUGGGUUUCAUCUACCGAGAUCUAAAACCAGAGAACAUUUUGCUUCACCAGUCCGGCCACAUCAUGUUAUCGGAUUUUGAUCUCUCAAAACAGUCUGGCUCUGGUGGCAAGCCGACCAUGAUUGUGGGCAAGAACGGAGCGAGAACAGAUUCUCUACCGACUAUUGAUACGCGGUCAUGUAUUGCGGACUUCAGGACAAAUUCAUUCGUCGGUACUGAGGAGUACAUUGCUCCUGAAGUAAUCAAGGGCAGUGGUCACACGAGCGCAGUCGACUGGUGGACACUGGGCAUUCUCAUAUACGAGAUGCUUUACGGAACUACACCUUUCAAGGGAAAGAACCGAAAUGCUACUUUUGCCAACAUCUUGCGCGAGGAUAUUCCCUUCCCUGAUCACACUGGAGCACCGCAAAUCUCAAAUCUAUGCAAAUCACUCAUCAGGAAGCUUUUGAUCAAGGACGAGAAUCGAAGACUUGGUGCCCGCGCCGGUGCAUCGGACAUCAAGGCCCACCCCUUCUUCCGAACCACUCAGUGGGCCUUGAUUCGCCAUAUGAAGCCGCCGAUUGUCCCUAACCAGGGCCAUGGGAUUGACACGAUCAAUUUCAGGAAUGUCAAGGAGAGCGAGAGUGUUGAUAUCAGCGGAGCUAGGGCGAUGAACGUCACUGGUGUUCCACUGGAUAGUGGACUGGCAACUCCAGGCAACGAGGCUGCAGACCCAUUCCUUGAGUUCAACAGCGUUACACUCCACCACGACGAUGACGUGCAAUUCCACGACAUAAGCUAUGCAUCAUCACCAGCGUCCUAA